AUGUCUUUUGGCAACAACACAAAAACGGGCUUCUCCGUGCGGGACAUCCUAGAUCUCCCAGACGCCACCGGAAGAUGCGGCUCCGGGACAGAGGAGACCGAGGAGGACGACACCGAGGAGGCCUCGGCGGAAGUUUCAGGGACGGAAAACAUGCAGAAAUUGGAAUUUAGCGGCCGGAGUUUGUGCGGGCGCGGCGGUGGGAGCUACAGCAGGUGGAGCCGCGGAUCCGGUAACCUGCACUUCUCAUUACACGGUAUUUCCUUAGAGUCUCGAAUCGAGCCCAAAUCUCCCGAGCUCUCCACGGAUGAGUCCCCGGACGCGGAGCGGGAUCCUGCGGGCGGCGUGGCGCAGAGGAGCCGCGGCCGGAAGCGGCGGGUUCUCUUCUCCAAAGCGCAGACCUUCGAGCUGGAGCGUCGCUUCCGGCAGCAGCGCUACCUGUCCGCGCCGGAGCGAGAGCACCUGGCCGGGCUGAUCCGCCUCACCCCGAACCAGGUCAAGAUCUGGUUCCAGAACCACCGAUACAAGAUGAAGCGCUCCGAGCACAGCCUGCACGCGCUGCCGCUGCUGCCCGCGCGCCGGGUCGCCAUCCCGCUCCUGGUGCGGGACGGGAAGCCGUGCGACCGGAUCACGGCGCAAGACCUGGAGGCGACCCUCAGGUCCGGCCUGAGCCUGCCUCUGUGUGCCUACUCCCCGCUGCUGCACCCCGCGUACGGCCCGGAGCACCCCGGCCUGCCGCAGCAGCACCCAGGGGUGCAGCAGCUGGCGCACAUGUACCACUGGAGCUGGUGA
Plectropomus leopardus (leopard coralgrouper) is the source of this 789-nucleotide messenger RNA. It is a transcript of the gene nkx2.2b, whose product is annotated as NK2 homeobox 2b. Gene Ontology annotation, biological process: cell differentiation; regulation of transcription by RNA polymerase II. Gene Ontology annotation, molecular function: RNA polymerase II cis-regulatory region sequence-specific DNA binding; DNA-binding transcription factor activity, RNA polymerase II-specific. Gene Ontology annotation, cellular component: nucleus. Lineage: Eukaryota; Metazoa; Chordata; Actinopteri; Perciformes; Serranidae. The record is from RefSeq and is a predicted model, not a curated record.